Messenger RNA from Schistosoma rodhaini, 2742 nucleotides. Lineage: Eukaryota; Metazoa; Platyhelminthes; Trematoda; Strigeidida; Schistosomatidae. The record is from the annotation of a GenBank genome assembly.
GUUGUCAUAACAACUAAACUCACGGUUUUGAAAUAAUAAUGGGAGAUGUAGGGGAUUUCUUGGAAAAGUGGCCAGCACAUGCCCUUGGGAGAUCGUUUGCUAAGUCAAAUGCAUGUGUUAUCAAUAAUAGAUUAGUUUCGCUGACAGAAGUUGAAACAAAAAUCCCUAAUAUCGUCCCCAAACCGAAGUUUCUUGAUACAAUCGAAAAGAAGAUAUGUGAUGGAUUAAAAAAUAUACAGUCAAAUGACAGAGACCUCAGGUUCCAGAUUUACAAAGAAGCAUUUCAGUCAUUUAUCCAUGAGUUUAAGACAUAUAGAACGUUUCUUUCAGACAUCUAUAAGGAAUAUGAAGAAUAUUUAAGCUUUUACAAGGCUGAGGCACAGAAGCUUAGACCAGUCAAGGAAUACCUCUGGACCAUUUCUCAAGAAUGCGAUGAACGUAUAUUAAAAUUACAAAAAAGGGAAAGACCAGAACUCAAUAGUUUGAAACGAGAAAUUAUAAGACUGAGAGAAUUGGUUUCACAAUUAAAGGAGGAUAAGGUUGGUCUGGAAACUCAGGUAGAACAAUUAACUCAAUCAAUUAAAGAAGAACAUGACAAAUUUAGAUAUGAAGCUGAUGCAAAACGGCUGUUAAUAUCAGAAAUUAAUGCAAUGAGAAUGCAGUUUGAUGAAAGCGAAGGGGUAUCUAAGCAAUUACAAAGUAAAACUAGCCGACAAGAUGACCCAGUCUUGUUGAAAAUCGCAUUAGAACAAGCAAGAAAAGCUCAGUCAGCUUCUGAAUUUGAAGUGGUUCAAUUAAAAGCUGAAUACGUGAAUGUUAUGCCUAAAAGUCGGUAUGAUGCUUUAUGGGAAGCAAAUAGUAAAAUAAAAAACGACUAUGACAUGAAGAUUAAAGAAAAUGAGGAAUUGAAUGAAUCAUUGGAACUUCUAAAAAAUCAAUUAAAUGAAGUUAUGAAACAACGUGAUCAAUCAGAAACAACAGUUCAACAGUUACAAAGAGUAUCAACACCUAGACCGGAAUGGAGUGAAGUUGGACGCAAAUUACCUGGAGGUUUAACUCGAUGGUUGGAAGAAACUGCAUCAAUGACAUCUCAAGAAAAAAUGCAUUUUCUUGUCAAUCAGCUGACAGCACAAAGUGCUGAAAACAUCGAAUUCAAUUUAAAUGAAUACAUAAAGGAAGAGCUGAAUUUUGUCCCAUCAUUUUUAAAAACGACUGAAGCUGAAGUUACAGUGUCCAGACCAAUACAUCUUCGAGAUUGUUUAUUAUUGACACAUGAAAUUUGGAAAACUAGGAAAAAUGAAAAAGAUUCAGUGAAGGAACAUUCUAUAGGACAACGAAGACGUUCACUUGCAUCGAGACGACUUUCACAGAUGAAACCUCAAUUAAAGCCAUCGACAAUUAGUCCAAAUAUAACAAAAUUAUUUGAUGAAUUUUUAUAUAAUUUCUUUAAACAAAUUUAUGGUAUUGAACAAAUACGUAUUGAAUGGGCAUAUGGAUUUUAUGAAAUGUUAAUUAAAGAAAAAAAUAAUUAUAAAUUAAAUGAAUUAAGAAUGAUCAUUGAAAAUAAGAUGGAUGAAGAAUGUCAUUGGCAUUUGGAAUCAUGGAUACUAUUUAUUAAGGAACAAGUGCUAACAUUUAUUGAUAGCAGUAAUAAUAGCUCAGUCAUAAUACCGACUACUGAAAACUCUGAACAACGAAAAGUCAUCUUAAAACAAACUUUACAUGAAGCGCUAUUAAAUAUAUUCAGUCAGCAAGAUUUAAUCAACUUAAAUAUAAUUCAAUCAGCUGAAGAGUAUGCAAGUUUACAAAUAAAAGAUUCACCUGCAAAAGCGCUAACAAACAUGGAUGAAGGCGAAAACAAAGAUAAUGAAAGCAUACAAACUAAUUUACAUAAUAUGCUUGAUUUUAAUAAAUUAUUCAAUAAUGCAACAGAUGAAGACUUCAAUCCAUUCUUAAAAGAAUUAGUCUCAAUAUAUAAACACUUGAAAACAACAUUUGUCAAUGGAAUUAUCACUGAACUUCAAAAGUUAACGUAAGAGAUUAUAUCGUCCUUACAAGUUUAACGAAAUAUUCGUAGCUAUAGUUUUCUUCAUAUUGUUUGUCUGAUCAUGUAAUGUUUGAGUCGAUGGUUCUAUUGAACUAUUUCACGUUAUCCUGAAAAGAAGUACAAUGUGACUGCAAGAAUAUUAUGUCCUAACAACUAUUCUUAUCAAUGAGUUUGUAGGCAUCAAUGCCAAGAUGAGACUUGAUGGUUUCAAAUAAAUUGAGCAUUGGGUAGAAAUUUACAACAAAUGUGAUCUUUUUUGUAUCCAAAUGAAAAGAAUAAUUGUAUUUCUGACGUUUCGUGACUAAAUAUCAGAUGGAGUACAAUCCAGUAAUGUAACACUAGCUCAAGUGAGGCAUACAAUCGAACGCAUAGCUCCAUCCACUGCUGUCACACUAAAUGUAAGACCAAAAAGUGGGAGACCUAUCACAACGCAACAGCAACAGUACACACUAUCAAUUGAUAUCGAAUCAAGUUUAGAAUGGUUGUUUAGAAUUAAACCAAGUGAUUCACCAUCACAAUCUAUAUCUUUGAAUCAGUUAACCACACGUCUUGAAGGAUGUAAUCUAUUUUUUGGAAACUAGUAUAAAAACUCACAGUUUCCUGUUUUGUUCAUUUUUCUUUUAAUAGACUACAUUUCUAGAGAAAAAAAUGAGUUAUUCAGUAAUUCUAAGUAAAUAUAUGUUGGAAUUUUAUAA